Molecule: messenger RNA, 645 nt
Organism: Hyphopichia burtonii NRRL Y-1933
Lineage: Eukaryota; Fungi; Ascomycota; Pichiomycetes; Serinales; Debaryomycetaceae
Gene: RIP1
Product: ubiquinol--cytochrome-c reductase catalytic subunit
Exons: 2
Coding region: 1-645 (214 amino acids)
Biological process (GO): mitochondrial electron transport, ubiquinol to cytochrome c
Cellular component (GO): membrane
Molecular function (GO): 2 iron, 2 sulfur cluster binding; quinol-cytochrome-c reductase activity
Source: RefSeq, a predicted model, not a curated record
AUGUCAUCACUUGCCUUUAGAUCCUUGAAGAAUGGGUUUGCUUUGAAAAACUCAUUAAGAGCAUUUUCCACUUCAACCACUAGUUUAUCUAAUAACUACCAACAUCCAGAUUUCAGUAAUUACUUAAAUAAUAGAGGUGAAGAUAAAAGUAGAAACAUGACAUAUUUCAUGGUUGGAUCCAUGGGGUUAUUGGGUGCUGCAGGUGCUAAAUCUACUGUUGAAGCUUUUCUUUCAUCAUUAUCAGCAUCUGCUGAUGUUUUAGCUAUGGCUAAAGUCGAAGUCAAAUUGGGAGCCAUUCCAGAAGGUAAGAAUGUUAUUGUUAAAUGGCAAGGUAAACCAGUUUUCAUUAGACAUCGUACUCAAGAUGAAAUUGAUGAAGCAAACAAAAUUGAUAUUACUUCAUUAAGAGAUCCUCAAAAUGAUGAUGAUCGUGUUAAAAAACCAGAAUGGUUAAUUAUGUUGGGUAUCUGUACUCAUUUGGGUUGUGUUCCUAUUGGUGAAGCUGGUGAUUUUGGUGGUUGGUUCUGUCCAUGUCACGGUUCCCAUUAUGAUAUUUCCGGUAGAAUUAGAAGAGGUCCAGCUCCAUUGAAUUUAGAAAUCCCAACUUAUGAUUUCACCGAUGAUGAAACUUUAUUAGUUGGUUAA